AUGUCGAGGCCUUCGACUGGUUUUCUUCGUGCGUCGCAGGGCCUUCGUGAACGAAAGGGCCAUGGCCAUGAGGCACGGCUCUUCGCGCUGCUGAAGUGCUUGCCCAGCGCCAAGCGACAAGCGAUGCUCGCGGAGCGCUUCUCUCAGAGCCAACGGCUGGCAUUAGAGAGGUGGAUGAUGGCCGAAAAGGCUUCGCCGAGCUGCAGAAAGUCGGCUUGGAAGGGUGGAUGUCGGCGAAAGGGCAGGCCGCCGCGCUCGGGCGUGCCGGGUCUCCACAUCCACCGGCGGGUCCGAAAGACCUUUUACCGCGCCAGCGUUGUGGCCGGUCCCUUCCGGUUGAGUAGUGGACUCACUACAAAGCUGGAGAAAGCACAAGACUUCCUCCAGGUGCUUCAUCGCAUCAAAGCCCGCGUGACCCGAACGACCAAGGCGGGCUUCCCCUCCUCCGAUGAGUUGGAUGCUUUGGAGGCCUCCUUCAAGAGUGCCGUAGAAGAAGAGAUGGCCUCCAUGGGAGCUUUGAGGAGUGAAAUGCAGCUGAACUUCUACGCGAAGGUGCCAGCCAGCUAUUGGAUCGGCCAGGCACUGAGCACUCCACAUUUUCGGGCCUUAGGUGGCUUAGAAGAAGGGCUUUCGGCUUGGCGGUCCCUAACCCAAGCACGCGCUGCUGUGUUCCAGGGCCGCACGAAUCGCUACACCAUCCUUCGGCAGCAUCAACCCAGUGACAUGGAGGCAGCUUGGAGACAACUGCGGCAGAGACAUUUGGAUGUGUGGUCUGCCGCUGGACGUUGCCGCAAGCAGGCAGCUGCACGUUUGGCUGCCUUGGAGGCCAAACAUCACCCCUAUCGUCAGCGCAUGCUGCAGCGUUGGACCGCCAGGCAGGAUGAAGCGGGGCUCCAGCAUGCGAUCGAGGAGAUCUUACAAGGUUGGUCUCCUGAGAAGCAGUUGGUGACCCGGGUCGCGCGUAGCUCCGGCCGCUCGUCGACGGUGGAGAAGUCCAGAGAGAAGACUGGGCUCACGCGGUUGAGGCGAGACAGGUGCGUGACCGAACGGGCUUUGGUGACCAGCAAGAGCAGGUUGAUCUUCCUUGGGAUCAUUCAAGUGGUGGCUGAAGUUGGCGGACAGACCUUCAGGGUUCUCCAAGUUCGGCACUUUCAGGAGAGGUUCAUGGCUCAUGAGAAAGGCUUAAUCAGGCAGGCAUACAUUACACAAGGCAUACGCAAGCCGGCUUACCUGGGCGAGGAUCGAUCUGAACUGUAUCUUCCUCCAACGGAGCUCUUGCACCUGUUGAAGGACACGGUGCUGUGUCCGGCCUUCUCCAUCGAGUUGAUCCAACGGUACCAAGACUUCCUCUUUUGUGACCAAAGAGCCUUCAACGGCUGCCGUGAGCGACGACAGUUCUUCCGGAACCAGGCACUCUACCUCUACACUGAGCAAGCGGUUCUGGUCCGGCAAUGUUUGGAGCUCCUUUGCAGUGUGGAAGAGGAUGCCCUUGAGCUGGGCCUCCCAGAGGAGUCUGCGGAGAAGCAGGCGCCGGCGCCGGUGUCCUCCGUGCCUCGGGACCUCUUAGAGUUCGAGGCCGUGUUCCACUCGCUGCCAGGAGACACCAAGGACCAGACCGAUGAGGCCAAGCCCUCCGCCUUUGGCCAUCAACAAGGCCCACUGGCUGACUUCCUCGUGGAUGCCUCUCAGGCGAGGAUCCUGGGGGCUGCUGGUCAGCACGAGGUCUUGGUGCUCCAUCGUGUGGAGGAUCUUGGAAGGAUUCACCAGAGCUGGAUGCUGGGUGUCUCGGAGAAGGUGGUGGCGCCCGAACGAUCCGAUGUGUGGCUGCUUUCGGCGAGGCUCUACCCCUUAGCCGAUGUAGACCCUGCGAACUUCACGAAGGGUAUGGUUUUCAAGGUGGUGCCGGUGGAAGUCCUUCCAGUGGUGCUGGACCGCCAGAUCAAGGCCAUCCUCGCACUCUGUCAGCGGGAGGAGAAGGUCACACCAUUCUUGGAGUCCUUGAUCUUUGGGCCGAGCGUGGAACAGGCUCCCAGGGCAGUCGACACCGGAGCAGCGGAGUUGGGCAUGGAGCACUUCAACGAGCAGCAGAAAGCCGCUGUGGCCCAUGCUUGCUGCCAGCAGCUCACUCUGGUGCAGGGGCCACCGGGCACCGGGAAGAGUGAUGUGGCGGUCUCCAUUGUGGAAGAGUGGCGAAAGUCGGUCACGGAUUCGAGGUCCAUCUUGGUGGCGACGGGAACGCAUGCCGCGAAGGACGUGCUGCAACGUCGCUUCAAAGCCAAAGGGAUCCUGCCAUCUCGGAGACACCGGAGCGCAGAUCGCCCACGCGAAGCUGCUUCCGAGGAUCCUGACGUCUUCGUGGAGACCGUCUAUAUGGCCUCCGAGCCGGACGAGAGGACAGAUGCUCGAGUUCUCCUCGAUGAGAGCUCUCAGAUGACCAUCGCAGCUGCACUGGUGGCGCUCACCCGCGGCUGCGAGCAGCUGGUACUGAUUGGAGAUCCCAAGCAGCUUGGGCCAGUUUCAAGCUUUGGAAGCCAUUCGAAGUGUCCGCCUGAGGAGCUGCAAUGCUUGCUGCCCUUUGCCAGGGAACGACGAAGCAUCUUCGAGGCCCUUCAGGAGAGGCAAGAAGAGCAGCAUAUGCUUCAGGUGCAGUAUCGAAUGGAUCCCUUGCUUUGCCAGUAUCCUUCGCAGCGAUUCUACGACGGGAACUUGUUGACCGCCGACACGGUGGAAAGCCGAAGUUUUCCCGGACAGCUGCCCGAGGGAUUCAUCCUCAAGGAAGGGCCUCCAGAGCAUCCGGUGAUCUUUGUGGACACCUCGGGCCAGAACUUCCAUGAAGAGAUUGUCCGUCGCGCGGGGAGCUUGUCGUUGCAGAACCCCUUGGAAGCUCAGAUUGUCGCCGCUCUCCUGCAAAGCCUGGAGGUGCAGCCGACCUCCGCCGUGAGUGUGAUCUCCGCCUAUGGUGCUCAGAUCAACCUUUUGGCAGAGGUGCUGCAUGGGAAGAAAGUACUGGAGCUGGAACAGCAGCGUCGGCGGAGGUCCAUGAUGAUCAGGCAGCAUGGGCUGGACCCCUUGGAGGAUGAGCCGUAUCCACGUUCCUUCACCGUGGAUGGCUUCCAGGGCAACGAGAAUGACUACAUCAUCUUCAGUGCGGUGCGGAGCAAUCCCACAGGCCUCACGGGCUUUCUGGGACAGCGCCAGCGCUUGAACGUGCUCCUCACACGUGCGCGCUAUGGCCUCAUUGUGGUGGGCGAUGCCAGCACUCUGCAGUCUGAUGAGGAGUGGGGCUUGUGGCUUCAAUCCGAAAAGCGGGUGGUCACGCUCACAGAUGAGGCUGCCGAGUUUCUAAGGUGUCGAUUCAAACAACAUGAAAUUGAAUCGAUAAAUAAAUAG
Messenger RNA from Durusdinium trenchii, 3390 nucleotides. The record is from the annotation of a GenBank genome assembly. Lineage: Eukaryota; Dinophyceae; Suessiales; Symbiodiniaceae.